Molecule: messenger RNA, 1095 nt
Organism: Nematocida major
Lineage: Eukaryota; Fungi; Microsporidia
Exons: 1
Coding region: 1-1095 (364 amino acids)
Source: RefSeq, a predicted model, not a curated record
AUGAAUUUCUCCCGCAUACAGAACUUGCAAAAUUGCAGCUCUUCUGCGCUUUCCGAAAUGGAGCACUGCGAAAAGCUCACCUGUGUUUCGGACGACGAAAAAGUCUAUGGCGGAUUCCUUGGGGGCCUAUACAAAACAGCAGGCCUGUCUCCGCAGAGGGUCGCAAAAAUAAACAGCCCGGUCUCUUUUAUCGCGCGAGGGCCGCGGGCUCCAGACGAGCUCUCCCCGCCAGGAAAGCCUCUGCACGCAGCCUGCGCCCAAAAGGAAAACAGCAAGAUGAAGGAAGAAUCUGCUUUCUUCUCUAAGUACAUCAUAGGAGACUGGGAUGGAAACAUCCACAUUGGAGGCCAGAAGAUAAAAGUGUCCGAGGGGGCAUACCCCAUCAAGUGCAUACUCCCUAUAGAGCACGGGGUGGUGGCCUGCGACCCAGCCAAUGUGUACGUCUGGCAGAAUGGCGCAGUUUUUUCUGCGCGCAUUGGAGCAUGGCCGCUGGCCCUUGAGGUCCUGCGCGGCGAAAUAGUGGCUACAACAGGAUACACCGUCCACUACCUGCGCAUACAGGCCAGCCAGAUAAAAGAAAUUGCGAGGGUAGAGCUGCAGCGGGACUCUGGGCACACCGAGACGCUUACCUGCAUAGACCGCGCGCAGAAGACCAUUGGAGGAAGCAUAGGCGGAUGGAUAAUGCGCAUCGAGGACAAGGAGGACCAAGCGCGCUGCAGGCUGUCCAAGGUCAUGAAGCUAUCCGAAGAGAAGCUCACGGGAAUAUCUGCAUACGAGCACAGAGGAUCCCUGUAUUACAUAUGCAGCACAGGAAACAGCGUGUUCAUUGUGGACGCCAAGCAAAAAAGAGUCCUAGAGACGUUCUGCAUUGCAAAGGACCACGGAGUGUUUUACUCGGGCUGCAUACGCGACGAAAAGCUGGCCUUGCUAGCAUUUAAUAGAAACUUCACAGUAUACAGGCUGCAGCCCUCUGUGUUUGCUGCCUGCGUUCCUGGAGAGCCAGCAGCCGCCGCCCGCCCGGAAAGCCCAGCAAAGAGCGGAGGAGAUGCGUACGAGGAGCUUCUUAAAGAGCUGAACGAAGGGGCCUUUGACUAG